Physella acuta is the source of this 2015-nucleotide messenger RNA. Its product is annotated as chorion peroxidase-like. Gene Ontology annotation, molecular function: peroxidase activity; heme binding. Gene Ontology annotation, biological process: response to oxidative stress. NCBI's taxonomy places the organism in Eukaryota, Metazoa, Mollusca, Gastropoda, Physidae. The record is from RefSeq and is a predicted model, not a curated record.
CCACGAUGUUUACGUUGAACCUUUGGUUAUGUUUGGUCCUAGGAUAUCUGCUGGGUGUUGUGUUUGAGACAGGUUGCGUUAGUACCGAGACUAACCAAAUUUGUAGAGAGGGGAGUCUGUACAGGACUAUAGACGGGAGCUGUAACAACUUGCUGAAGCCGUGGCUCGGCAUGGCCGGCUCCGUGUUCAGACGGAUCCUACCGGCGCAGUACGAGGGCGGCGACGGACGCACCCCGAGGUUAACGGGGAGGAGGGGGGCACGGUUGCCCAGCCCACGCCUGGUGAGUACUGCCGUGCACGUGUCGGAGAACCACACCGACACAACGGCGACCGCGAUGCUCAUGCAGUGGGCGCAGUUCCUUGACCACGAUCUGACCAGCACACCCAAGUCGGUGAUGGAGGGCAAGUGUUGUUCGCACGAGAUGGUCAGAGGUGGUCAGCAACACCCUGAUGUCUACACAGGAGGUCCGUGUUUCCCCAUCAUCAUACAGCACGACGACCGUUAUUUCAAUACCUCGGACACCAGGUGCAUGGAGUUUACCAGAUCUGAUGCGAGGACAGACGCCAACAACACCAGACAACAGUACAACAACAACACCGCCUGGCUCGACGCCUCGCACGUGUACGGCAGCAGUCAGGAACUGGCCGCAAGUCUCAGGUCUUUCAAGGACGGCAAACUCAAGGUCAUCGUCCGGAACGGUGAGGAGUUUUUACCGGAGCUGGAGGACCCCGACUCCUGCUUUAAGCUGAAUCACGGGGACUACUGCUUCAAGGCUGGGGACAGCAGGGUCAACGUGUACCCCGGCUUGUCGCUGCUGCACACCGUAUUCCUCCGCUAUCACAACAAAAUGGCCGAUAGGUUAAAGGUCACCCGUCCAGACUGGGACGACGAAAAGCUGUACCAAGAAACACGCCGUAUCGUCAUAGCAGUCAUCCAGCGGGUCACGUACGGCGAGUUUAUCCAGCACAUUUUAGGCGAGCAGGCGUACACACUCCUGCACGGGCAUCACGUGUACGACCCCAAUAUCGACCCCACACUCUCUAACGUCUUCUCGACCGCGGCUUACAGGUUCGGUCACUCCCUAGUACCAGACGGUCUGACGAUCAGCGGUCAGUACGUGCCCACGGCGUCAUUACUUCUGAGACCCAGUUACGUGCUGAGCUCCUUCAAGCAGCUCACGGAAGCGCUUCUGUCCGAGCCGUGUCAGAAGCCUGACCGCUACUACAGCCAGGAGAUGACCGAUAAGAUGUUUGAAAAACCCGACAAACCCCGGACAGGGUUCGACAUCGUCGCCCUCAACGUACAGAGAGGACGUGACCACGGUCUGCCGGGAUACAACGACUGGCGGGAGUUUUACGGGCUGGCGAGAAAAACGUUUCAAACUCUGGACUCUGGUCGGGCCAAGUUCAAGCAAGUGUACGACUCAGCGGAGGACAUUGACCUCUACAGCGGCGCUAUCAGUGAGGCGCCAGUCAGAGGCGGAGCGGUGGGGGAACUGUAUUCUAGAAUUCUCAGUGAACAAUUCACCAGGCUCAAAUAUGGAGACCGGUUCUGGUUCGAGAACGUUAAUGACGUCACUUCCUUCACUCCCCAGCAGGUGGCGGAGAUUUCAAAGAUUAGUUUAGCUAAGGUAAUCUGUGAGACUGUACCCGGGAUAGGCGGGGUGCAGAGGAAUCCCUUCAGGCCUAUUGGCAGUGAGAACCCUCGAGUGGCCUGUGGUUUUCUACCGGACAUAAACGUCGAGAUACUCUGUGCCACGCCAUCUCCGAUCUACCACAAAUGACAACAACGUUUAGGAAAGGGAUGAAAUUAAUUAUAAAAAAUAUUCAUUUAUUUCACACACAUUAUCUGGUUUAUGGAACCGAAAUACUUUAACUAUAAUAAACAUAAAUUAUGUUAUAUAUAAUUUUUUAACCGUCAAAUUGGGUAAAAAAAAGUACAACCGAAGUCCUAACAUGCAAAUAAUGCAUAUAAAACAUUUCUUAUUCCCCAGAGCGGGCAAGAAUCUGAUGGA